Messenger RNA from Hippocampus comes (tiger tail seahorse), 2238 nucleotides. RefSeq names its product guanine nucleotide binding protein (G protein), beta 5a (gene gnb5a). Gene Ontology annotation, biological process: signal transduction. Lineage: Eukaryota; Metazoa; Chordata; Actinopteri; Syngnathiformes; Syngnathidae. The coding region runs from base 413 to 1564 and encodes 383 amino acids. Gene Ontology annotation, molecular function: protein binding. The transcript is spliced from 10 exons. The record is from RefSeq and is a predicted model, not a curated record.
UUGCAUACAUUUCCUGGUCUCGCGCUGCAUAACAUUGUAGUUGUGUACCUGAAGCUUCAUUGAACAUUACGAAGUGCUAAAGAACGACAUUUAACUCAUCUUGGAUUUCAUUCAGCCUGUUGAGAAUGCAUCCUUGCGGGAGCUUCCAUCCCUCUUUUUCCUCCUCUCUCCGAUCCUCCUAUUAACUACAGCAUCCUCCCCCGACCUCCUUCUUCUCCUCAUCCCGGAGAUUGGACCACAGUACCGUGUAGCGUCUUGGCGCUGUGACGUCACGAGAACAGCAUCAGCUGUUAGCUUUGUGUGUGUGUGUGUGUCUCUGUGUCUGUGUGUGUGUCUGUGUGCGUGUGUGUGUGCGCGCUACUGCUUUAAGCCUUUUCGCUGCCCAUCGCGGCCCCGCAUAAAGUAUAAAUAUAUGAGAUCCCCUCUGCUCCUUGAAAUGGCGACACAGGAGGUACAGCUUAACGAGACUCUGGUGCAUCUGAAAACCGAGUCGGAGUCGCUCAAGUCGAAGCUGGAGGAGGAAAGAGCCAAGCUGCACGACGUCGAGCUGCAUCAAGUGGCCGAGAAGGUGGAAGGCCUGGGCCAGUUUGUCAUGAAGACACGAAGAACUCUGAAAGGACAUGGCAACAAAGUUCUGUGCAUGGACUGGUGUAAGGACAAGAGGAGGAUCGUCAGCUCUUCACAGGACGGAAAAGUGAUCGUGUGGGAUGCCUUCACUACCAACAAGGAGCAUGCCGUGACGAUGCCUUGCACCUGGGUCAUGGCCUGCGCCUACGCCCCGUCCGGCUGUGCUGUAGCUUGUGGUGGCCUGGACAACAAAUGUUCAGUGUAUCCUCUGUCCCUGGACAAAAACGAGAACCUGGCUGCAAAGAAAAAGUCGGUCGCCAUGCACACAAACUACUUGUCCGCUUGUAGCUUCACCAACUCGGACAUGCAGAUCCUAACUUCCAGCGGGGACGGGACGUGUGCAUUAUGGGAUGUCGAGAGCGGCCAGUUGUUGCAGAGUUUCCAUGGCCAUGCGGCAGAUGUGCUGUGUCUGGAUUUGGCACCCUCCGAGACCGGGAACACUUUUGUCUCAGGGGGCUGCGAUAAGAAGGCCAAUGUGUGGGACAUGCGUUCGGGACAGUGCAUCCAGUCUUUUGAAACUCAUGAAUCUGACAUCAACAGCGUGCGUUACUAUCCCAGCGGAGAUGCAUUUGCGUCUGGCUCAGAUGAUGCCACAGCCGACUUCUUUUUGGUGGCUACAACGACUACACCAUUAAUGUCUGGGAUGUUCUCAAAGGAACACGGGUGUCAAUUCUGUUUGGACACGAGAACCGUGUCAGCACAUUGCGGGUGUCCCCGGAUGGGACGGCUUUCUGCACGGGCUCAUGGGACCACACUCUUCGGAUCUGGGCUUGAGGGCUUGGACAUGGAUGAAAUAAAGUCAGACAGACGAGAAGCCCUGCGGACACAAAGACCUUUCUGUUUGCUUGUGUACAAUCACAGAAAUGGACACUUGCUUUGUGGUUGUACAUAUCAAAAGCAUUGUUUGUACUUUAGUCUCACAGCCAGGUUAGAUUAACAUAUCACUUUGAACAAUUAAGCCAAAUGAUUGGAUAAAACUGCACAGAAGGACCUAAGAUAGACAACAAAACGUGUUGAAAUGUGUUUGGUGAAAAAAAAAACACUUGUAGUGAAUAGCAUUCUAGGAUAGAAGUGACACAAUAAAGUGAUGUGUUGUAUGUGCCACAUAAAGGGCAUUGUUUGUUAAUUAUUACCGGUAAUUGUUUUACAGAAGAAUAACGAUUUUAUUGGUAUGCCUAAUGCUGAUGAAUACACAGUACAGUAUGUAGACGUGAAAGAAAGCAAAUCAAUGUCGAAUAACCUGUUCCCACAGAAAGCAUCUUUCAAUAUUAAAAGAAGCUAAGCUGCCAAUAUUUUUGAAAUAAGCACAGUAAAAUGAGAAGUUAUGGCAUAUUCAGUUUUUCUUCAUCACCAUGAAUUUUAUUUGCCAUGUUUCUACACGUGUAAGCCAUCGAGGCUCAAUCAAUGUGCAUAUCCAGUCACAUAUGUGUGGUCCACACUAGAAAUCGAAAUGCUAAUAAAUGGAAUGUACUAAUUUCCAUGCAGUUGUCCAAAGGCUGUAAUUUCACAUUAACUGUAAUUAUUUUAUUGUAGUUUAGUGUACAGUUAUAAAUUGCUUGUUUAUCAGAUAUUAUCAUAAUUAUCAUAAUAAUAAACUGCGUUUGAAUAUCA